GUUGAACUCUUGCGGGUCAAACGAGGUCGCGGCUUAUGUCUGCAGUACUUAGCGCUUUGGAAAUAGACAAUCCGAAAGGUGCAUGCAUGAAAGAGUAGAACUUUAGAAAUGGGCAGAGACCCUCAGUGGAGAACUGCUAGAUGUUAUCACGGUACAUGUAGAUCUGCCUCCUGUGGAUGACCCGAAACUUGAAGAUCGAGGGUGUGAUAUUCGGGAGAUGCAUUGAAAAGGAUUUCUUUCCAUGAACUGAGACAUUCAAUCUUAUUGAUUAAGUUCCUGCUCACCAGGCACAGACCACACUGCAUGAUAUGGCACUGGGAAUCCACUGGCCAUCAGCCGCUUAUGCAGCCACUUCUUUUGGUUCAGGCAUGAUAAACCAGGUCUUUUCAUUCUACCUGGUUAAGUUCUUCCUGAAUAGGUAUCAAGUCUCGGAGAGCUGGUUCAACACAGCGCAAGCUAUCUUCAUGGUAUGGAAUGCCAUCAAUGAUCCACUCUUCGGGUACAUCCAAGACCGUGCGGAAUGGCUGAGGAAGCGGAGAUAUGCAGUCCUCUUUGGAGGGCCAUUCUACUGCUUGGCUUUUUUGGUACCCUGGUUUCCAUGGGGUAAUUACGAAUCUGGGUCUUGGCUGUGUGGCGCACAUUUGCUGUUCAGUCUCUGUCUCUUUGAUACUUUAUUUACAUUUGUACUUUUGGCCCAAUGUGCAAUUUUCACAGAGAUGUCAGGAAGGCACGAUGACCGUCUUCGCCUUGUAAGAUAUGCAAAAAUAGCAUCUGUUCUGAACUCUGGAACAUUGUUUGCUACAAACAUGAUAUCAGAUAAUCUGAAUGACAUUCCAAGUUUUCAGAAGUUCGCAGUGGUUUUGGCAUGCUUGGCGAUGGUAUGUUUCUAUAUCACAGGCACAUAUGCACACACAGAGUAUGAACUACGGCAAGUGGUUGCUGGGAAGCCAGAGAAGUCCCGCCCCGUCAGCCAGUACUCAUUUAUGCGACAAGCAUGGCAGUUACUGACUCAGAAGAAUUUUCUUUGCUUUGUUGCCAUGAAUUUCUGCCAGGAGUUUCACAGAGCCUUCAUGAAUGGCUUCACUGCUAUCAUCACUGAUACGCUGUUCUCACCAGAGGUUUUACCCACAUUCCACAAAAGUGUAUUUUACAGUAUGAGAAAUGUACUCACUCCAUUGCUCGUGGUAUCUGGUACCUUCCUGGUCAGUAAGUAUGGAGCCUUCGCCAUGAUCAGGAGCAACUUCAUUAUCAAGAUCUUCUCAUCUGUGAUCAUGCUUCUUAUUGGAAGAAACCAACCCCUGCUGUUGAUACUCUUCAUGACAGUGGACUUCUGUGCCACGAAUGCAGCAUUUGCGCUGUCCAACAUUCCUCUGUCAGAUAUUGCAGAUGCUGACAAGAAAUUAUAUUCAAGACCGCAUCCAAUUUCUACAUCUGUGUAUGGGACCAAUGCUCUGGUUGUCAAACCAGCCAUUUCUGUGUCCCCCAUGAUAGUAGUGACCAUACUUAACAGGUACGGCUAUGAGCAAUACAAACUUGGUCAACUUACAGAUGGCCUACUGCUGGACAGUUUACAGGGAACCAUGUUUUAUUUGCUGUGCUUUAUUCCCCUGGUUGUAGGGACUAUACAGCUGGCAAUAUGGUCACAGUUUACUCUGAGGAGCAGCCACAAAGUUUCCCAUGAAGAUACAGACACUGAGAGGGUCAUGUACUCCUAGUGGCUGGAUGUAGUGUGAAGGGCAUGGUGGCAAUUUUGAAAUUAAUAUAGGAUGCUUUGUGAUUGCUUAGAAUUCAAUGACUAAAGGGUUACUAUUUUUUUUAACAUUAAAUCUUCAUUAAAAGUGAAAAAACUGUGAUCACACAAGAAGGCUGAUAAUGGUACGAGUUGGCUAUAAAUAUCCAAGUUGUUAAAUUUGACAAAAAAAAAA
This is a messenger RNA of Lingula anatina, 1925 nucleotides long. Its product is annotated as solute carrier family 68 member 1. Lineage: Eukaryota; Metazoa; Brachiopoda; Lingulata; Lingulida; Lingulidae. The record is from RefSeq and is a predicted model, not a curated record.